Dichomitus squalens LYAD-421 SS1 is the source of this 1562-nucleotide messenger RNA. RefSeq lists its product as uncharacterized. Gene Ontology annotation, biological process: cellular response to oxidative stress. The record is from RefSeq and is a predicted model, not a curated record. Gene Ontology annotation, molecular function: glutathione disulfide oxidoreductase activity. The transcript is spliced from 3 exons. Gene Ontology annotation, cellular component: Golgi lumen; cis-Golgi network; fungal-type vacuole. Bases 52 to 906 code for a protein of 284 amino acids. NCBI's taxonomy places the organism in Eukaryota, Fungi, Basidiomycota, Agaricomycetes, Polyporales, Polyporaceae.
CCCUGCGCACCACACACACCUCCGUACAAGUAUAACACACACCAACCCGCAAUGGCCCACCGCCGCACUUUCUCGGCGCGUUUCCCCGACAUGCGCCAUGUCUCCCUCGACUCCCCGCCCCUCACCCCCUUCCCCAACAUCGCCGGCUUCCCCAUGUCCCGCAAGCCCCGCGCGUACUGGAUGCGGACCACCUUCCUCGCCCUCUUCGUCCUCCUCGCCGUCUCCGUCUACGUCCUCCUCCUCUCUCAGCCCGCCCUCCGCCCCAUCUCCUUCCUCGACACGUCGCGCCCCCAGGCGGACGCCACGCCCCAGGGCGCACGCUGGUCCCCAGACGCCUUCCGCGCCGCCCUCAAGUACCGCAAGCCCACGGCCGCCACCCCGGACGUCCACUCCCGCCCGCAGAUCGCGCUCAACGAGACGCAGGAGCUCGCCGCCGUGUCGAGCUUCAUCGCGAGCCUGCCCCAGAACAUGAUCCCCUCGACCGUCGACCCGCUGCGGCCCAUCGACCCGCAGCUCAUCCUCGACUUCGACACCCGCGGCCCGCACGCGGAGGAGGAGCUGCAGGCGGUGAUCCAGGACGUGUGGACGCGGAAUCCGGUCAUGCUCUACUCCAAGGUGCACUCGCCGGUGUCCCGGGAGGUGAAGCAGGUGCUCGCCAACAUGUACCUCCGGCCCGCGCCCACGAUCGUCGACGUCGACGAGCGACCGGACGAGGACGUGCUCACGCGCCUUCUGUACCGCCUGACGUCCACCAGCGAGCUUCCGAUCCUCCUCGUCGCAGGCCGCACCGUCGGGGCCCCCAAGGAGAUCAAGUACCUCGCCUCCACGGGCGACCUCCAGAAGGCCAUCACCGACGCCGGCGCAGUCGUCGACGGCGCCCGCAAGAAGAAGGCCAAGAAGCUGUAGCCGCUCCCCGCUUUCUCGCCUGUCCCCGCCAGCGCGGGCGUGCUUUCCUCCCUCUCCCUCUCCUACUGUAGGCGGAGUGUACAUCUACGCGUGGACAGCAGUCGGCUCCCCGCGCCCUCGCACGCCGCUCGAAGUGAAGUGCUCACCGAGACCGUGCCGGGCGCAGGGCGCGGCGACGUGCAAAAUGGACUUUCGACGACUUGUGGUAUAGACGUGUGGCUAGUGUACUACCAUCUUCGCUUCCCCGGGUGUCUUCGCUGUCCGAUAACAUACUCUUUGCGCCUUCGCACCCAGAAUGCGAUGGGCAUAACUUAAACCUCUCCGCACGCAUCUCGCCUGUCGCGCAUCUCAUACACAUACAUAGAUAACCGUCGCAAGCAUGGACACGCUCUCACAAUGGCCGGUCUGCUCCUUCUGCACCACCUUUUCUGUUGCUCCCUCAUCCAUCCACAUCUCUAUCCUCGUUCUUCUUCCCGGUCUCCCGGUGCUUCUCUCUCUCCGGGGACCGUGAGGCUGGGGCUCGGGUUCCACGUCGCCGCGGCACUCGUUCCUUGUCCUUCUUCCGGCUACCUGUCUUUACGCUUACAUCGCUGCUAACCAACUCGCCUCCUAUCUACCUUAGACCUGUGUAUACCCCCCAGGUAUUAUGUGCUCAC